ACAUGGUCAAGGAAGUGCUGUUAUAUCUGCUCUUUAUAGCUGUCAGCUCGGGAGUACGCGCCGAAGUCAGUUUCGACAAGGCCAAAACAGACAGUUUUAUAAAUGCAGCCCUCGCAUGCCGGAAAGGCAAAAACCCUGGACUUGCGGCGUCAGCGGUCAAGGAUAAUCGGGUGGUUUUCGCGGACGGGUAUGGCGUGGCGGACCUCAAUGACGGCCGGAAAGUCACCAAUAGGACGCUUUUCGGGAUUGCGUCCAUGUCAAAAGCUUUCGCCUCUGCUCUGAUGAUCAAACUCCUCCAUGAGCGGAAUAUGUCGAUUUACACGAAGCCGGGGUCCAUCAUGCCGGAAGGGUUUGCAUACAACACGAGCGAGUUCACGACGUAUGCGACGGUGCGCGACCUGAUGACGCACUGCCUUGGCGUUCCCUCAAACCAGAUGAUGCGCCUCGACGACACGCUCACUCGCAAGGACGCCGCCAGGCGUAUUCGGUACUUCGCGCCGGUGUACAAGUUCCGCAUGCACUACUUAUACAGCAACCUGCAUUACGGGAUCGUGUCGUACCUGUCCGAGCUACUCGGCGGCCAACCCUGGGAGCGGCUCAUUCAACAGCACAUAUACGACCCGCUAGGCAUGCAUGAUUCGGACUUCCUGGCGACGGCGGACCGGAAGUCGAAGGACGUUUCUCAGGGUUACGCGGACGACGAGUUCACAGGGGACUUGGUACCCGUGCCGGAGGAGGUCAACAGGCAGUGGGGCACGUACGCGGGAUCAACGGGACUGAUGAGUUCCUCCGCGGACAUCACCAAGUGGAUGCUGAUGCAGCUAGGUGGCGGGCGGAGCGAGGUGGGCGUGCAGGUGCUGGCUGCGGACGACCUCAGCCUUACCCACUCCCCACAGACGGCCAUCCGCUCCUCCACUGUUGAGAAGAAGUUCCACCAGCCGCUGGCGCCUUUCACAGUCAGCGAGAGCAACUAUGCCUUCGGUUGGAAGACCGGCUUUUACAAAGGUUACAAGAUGUUGCGUCACACGGGGACAACGUUCGGUUACUCUUCGUUGAUCACGUUGCUGCCUGACGUUAACGUGGGCGUGUUUACCACGAUGACGGGAGAAGACGAAAGCUACAUCACCCGCACACUACUACACAGUCACAUUCUGGACAGCCUUCUGGGUGAGGAGCCUUCAAUCAACGAGACGACGGUGUGCACGUUCCCAGAGCCAUGGUACGCCGCCUCCCACUCACUACGUCAUCCAAUCGACCAAUCCCUACCACCCUCGCGCCCCCUAGACGCCUACACCGGCAUCUACCACCACAUAGCGUACGGCAACCUUACUGUCACAGUCAAUACCACCGUCAACCAACUUCAGAUGGUGUACGGUAUUGGCCGAUGGAUCCUGUACCCAAGGAACACCCAUGACUCGUUCACCGGGGAGGCGUUUGGCCUCAUGUACCGCCUCGUGGACCUCAUUUCCGGCGUUCGCUUCCACGUGCACACACACUCCCCAACCACGCUUACCGUGCCGGACUUCGAGUCACGUGAGCCGCCGGUGUUCAUGCGGACCGGAGACGUUCCUCCGAAGGCAGGGGUGUCCAUUGUCGGAUAGAUAUUUGUUUAAAUUAUUAUUUAAAUAAAACAUACUCACAUA
Molecule: messenger RNA, 1643 nt
Organism: Mya arenaria
Lineage: Eukaryota; Metazoa; Mollusca; Bivalvia; Myida; Myidae
Product: penicillin-binding protein 4-like
Exons: 9
Coding region: 3-1601 (532 amino acids)
Source: RefSeq, a predicted model, not a curated record